AUGGCCUCACUUCGGUUGAGCCCUGCCCCCUCACCUUACGGCUGCCGGAAAAGUCUACCUAUCAGCAAGUUACAACGCUACGAACCCGAAGAUGAGUCGCAAGAGUACUCGAUAUGCGAUCUCAAAGUUCGCGUCUCCCACAAGGACACAACUGUCUAUCGAGGACUGCUAACGCUACCCGAUAGCGAAGAGCCCGUAGCUGUGGUAGUCAAGACAGACUUUUUCGCCGAGACUCUUCGCCGCAAAGCCUUCGAACACGAGGUUGAUAUGUACGAGAUCCAUCUAUGGGAACUUCAAGACAAAGCGAUACCACACUGCUAUGGUCUCUUCCAGUAUAAAGGAGAAGAUGCCAAAGUAUCCUCUUUCCUCGUACUUCGCGAUUGCGGCGAUCCAAUUGUUGAACCUCGCAACCUCACAAGCUCUUUCAAAUCGAAAGUGAUCAAUGCUGUGUAUUAUAUUCACUUCUUGGGCUUCACGCACGGAGACCUCUCUUACGACAAUAUCAUAAUCAACAAAGACGGCAGUCCUUUCAUCAUCGACUUAGAGUUCGCUAAGCCCCACGUUUGUGGACUUAAAGAGAGGCUGUUAAUUGGGGAAGAGAGCAGAGACGUUGGAUGCACUGAGAUGAUGCAGUGUGCUGCGUUGAUGCGAGCUUGGGCUGAUGUGUAUGUCAAGUUAGAGGGUGUCUACACCUUUUACAGAACGGACCUUCGUCGCGGGAAUAUGGAUUAUCUUCUAUCCCUCCUCACCCACUGCCAUGACGAUCCUACGGUAUAUCGCCCGUACGUGGAAGAAUUGGUGGAGCAAGUGGAAGCCGAACGAGAGUUCUAUCGCAAUAUCCCUCCUGAAAAGCGCGUCAUUGCGGUUGAGUGA
This is a messenger RNA of Pleurotus ostreatus (oyster mushroom), 873 nucleotides long. RefSeq lists its product as uncharacterized. Lineage: Eukaryota; Fungi; Basidiomycota; Agaricomycetes; Agaricales; Pleurotaceae. Gene Ontology annotation, molecular function: protein kinase activity. Gene Ontology annotation, biological process: protein phosphorylation. Bases 1 to 873 code for a protein of 290 amino acids. The transcript has 3 exons. The record is from RefSeq and is a predicted model, not a curated record.